AGCGCUGCGACCACUUUCUGCCUCUCUUUCUCUCUCCGCUGCCCUCAAGCAGCACAUCAAGCUCCCACUCCCUCGUAUCACCUAACUCCCUCCUUUCGUUUCGUUGCUGCCGUUCGUGCUGCGCGAGGCUUGAUCCGCCUCCUCUUGCUCUCUGAACUGCGAGUUCUUUCUGCCUUCUUGAGGAAGCAAACGUUCACGGAGGCACUCUUGCGGAGACUUGCCAACGCUCACGUUGCUGCCGCUGCAUAGGUCACCCCACGCUUCUUCCGUACUCCUCCCCGCCUUCCCCCUCCUCUCUUUGUAUGGAUGAUUGCCUCGAUAGUCCUUCUUCUCCAGUGGAUUCCAAGUAGAAGUGAACAUUAGCUAGCUCUACGGAUGGCCGCCUACGCGCACAAGAAGGGUGAAGACGCAGCACUGCUCGAGGGAGACGACGGCCACGAGCGCAGCAACUCUGCAAAGCGCGGCGUAGAGGAGCAAGCGGGUCUGCUGAGCAGCGCCGUCAGGGUGCCCUCCGACCCAGGCGCUCCCACCACGGCACCGGCACCGGCCGCCACGGACAGCACGCUGCCGCUUCUCCAGAGCUUCGGCCUGGCCGCCACCUACACACUGACCAGCAUGUUUUUUUUUCCUGCUGAUCCGCUACUCCAAGAACGAGCGCCUUGUAUACAACAACGCCGUUGUUGUGUUUUGUAUUGAAGUGACGAAGCUGGUGGUGUCGGUGGCGCUGAAGUACCGCGAGGACGGCGAGUUCCUCCCUGCCACGAUGCUCUGCAGUCCGCACCGGCGCGCGCUGUGGCGCGAGGGGCUGCCGUACGCCGUGCCCUCCUUUCUCUACGCCGUGUACAACAACCUCACCUUUAUCAACCUCAACGUCUUCGACGCCGGCACCUACCAAGUCUUCAUGCAGAUGCGCAUUCUGUUCACCGGCGUCCUCUUCAGCAUCCUGCUCCAUCAGGCGCUGUCGCUGCGCAAGUGGGGUGCGCUGAUCUUGCUGAUGGUCGGCGUGGCGAGCAAGUACUUCUCCCCCCACACCUUGCAGGUGGACAGCCACAUUCUGUUUGUACUGUUUCAGGCCUUUCUGUCCUCCGCGGCGGGCGUGUUCAACGAGUACGCCUUCAAGAAGGGGCGCCACCUCUCCAUUCACCAGCAGAACUUCUUCAUGUACCUCUACGCCCUCUUCUUCAACGCCGCGUUUGGCGUGAUGGCGGACCCGUCCAUCGUCACGAGCCCCUUCUCCGCAGCAGGGGGUGCGACGACGACGACGACGACAGCGGUGGGCCCGGCCGGCGGAGGACCGCAGACGGACAGCGGACCCGCGCACAUCGGUGCGCUUCUUUUUCUGCUGAUUGUCUUCUUCGGCGCCGCCACCGGUCUCUCCGCGGCCUUCAUCCUGAAGUUCAUCAACGUCAUUGUGAAGGCGUUCGCGAGCGCUAUUGAGAUUCUGCUGACGGCUGUGGCGGCUGCGGCGCUGCUUGGAGAAGCGCUGACGGGGCAAGACGUGAUUGCCGCCUGUAUUGUGAUGACUGCGGUGUGGCUGUACUACACGCGUGGGUGCGGAGAUCAGAAGCUGAUCACGUUUCGGCGAUGA
Molecule: messenger RNA, 1588 nt
Organism: Leptomonas pyrrhocoris
Lineage: Eukaryota; Euglenozoa; Kinetoplastea; Trypanosomatida; Trypanosomatidae
Product: putative nucleotide sugar transporter
Exons: 1
Coding region: 764-1588 (274 amino acids)
Biological process (GO): pyrimidine nucleotide-sugar transmembrane transport
Cellular component (GO): Golgi membrane
Molecular function (GO): UDP-galactose transmembrane transporter activity
Source: RefSeq, a predicted model, not a curated record